AUGGCUCUACCGUCUUCCGGCUCCCCCGAUCUGCUGCUCUCCGACGCGGAGUAUCGCUUCGGCUCUUCCCGUAGCAGUCGUAUUCUGCUUCCUCCACUCCUCAAUUCUGAAAUCCUUACCUCUGAUAGUCCCAAUCCAACAGCCACCAAGCAAGCGUCCAGGCCUCGUGGCGCAUACCCUCGCAAAAGGGCCGUGAGAGCCUGUCAAACGUGUCGCGCUCGCAGAACCAAAUGCGACAACAAGAAGCCAUCAUGUUCAUUCUGCGAGAGAAUAGGCGCUAAAUGCGUGGUAAACGACCCGGCGGACCUGUCUGCAUUCGAUCCUGCCAGUUUGGUGAUUAUCCAACGCCUGGAUCAGCUAGAAUUGUUGAUCCAACAACAGCAACAAUCAAUAACCGAGUCUACAAAGCCAAAACCACCUGUAGAUCCUCGUGCCGAUGAUCUAGCGACCAUCAAGGCUUCAUCUUCAGUGGUGGUAGAUGGCGAUGCCUCGACUUUAAUCGGCAGUCCCUUAUACUACAGCUCGGAUUUAAGUCGAGUCACCAUCGAGACGAUUCUAUCCUGGAGUGUCUUCGAGGGCAAAUUCGACUCAAGUACCAAUCUCAAAGCUUUAGUCAUUUCACCGACAGUGUCGGGCGAGCCUUUCCUCACCAAAAGCGAUCCUCGUCUCGAGCGACUGGAUCUCGACCUGGAAACAUGCACCAGGUUGCUCCACAUAUUUCUCGAGCAUGUGCAUAUUGCAAAUCCAAUCCUCGACGUUCCUUUGAUCACCGACUAUUUGUACCAAGCAUGCGUUCACGGGAUAGGCUGGGAUGCACCCUCAUGCCUCGUGCUGCUGGUAUGCGCUUUAGGCGCCAUAUCCGAAAGCUUCCAGGAGCACCAUGAAGCUAGCUCAAUGACAGCCCGGCGAUCCCCAUCCUUCCAUCUCGGUCAAAAGUACUUCGAAGCUGCGCAGAUGAGACUUGGUGUGGUUCUGCGCACGCAUGGAGUGCUGGAGGUGCAAUGUUUCUUCUACUCUGGAGUAUAUUUGAUGGCUAUCUUCCAACCAAUCAAGGCCUGGAGAUGCUUCGUGCAGACUGCGGCAAUGGCAGAGACCAUGGUAUUUUCGAGCCGGGUAUCUGAUAAUCAUGCAAGUCUCAACAGCGAUAUUCGCUGUUUAGAGACAACACACUGGGCAUGUCUCAAGUCUGAACUGUUUGAUGUAUUUUCCUCCAGUGAGCUGCGCUUGGAGCUUGGUCUUAACCAACCCAAUCCACUUGGCUUUACAUAUCCGACUUUCUUCCCUGCACUCCCAAUCGAACAGUUGAGCCGUGAGGAAUCUCGAGUUUGGUACUUCUAUCUAGCAGAGACCGCCAUUCGACGGUUAACAAUGCGAAUUAUCCAACUAUUCUUCCGGAAUCAAACCCAGGGCCGAUUCCCGGAUGCCUACCAAUUGAGAGAUUCCUCAUUAGAUUUUGAGGUUCAAGCCUCCGAAUGGACGGCCUCACUACCACCAAUCCUCUCCCUCUCAAGCCCCGAAAUGGACGACGACGUGCUCAAAUUCGUUCUCCGCGGCCACCUCCUCGACUGCUACGAGUGGAUCUACUUCCCCUACAUGCUCGAAGCAAUCGCACACCGGACCCGCGACCCUCUAACCGACGAGUUCGUCGUCAAAGGCCUACAAAUGUCCGUCGAGCGGAUCCACAAAAAUCGCAAGGGGUUCAAACACCGCCAUCAUGGCGUCUGGUUGAUGCUCCGCUCUUGCACGCGUAGUGCCCUGGUCCUACUGGCCGCUAGUCGCUCACCAGCUACAGAGGACCUGCUCCCCCUCGGCUGGAAGGAUGCGGUCAUGAGUGCGGUGGAGAUGCUGGCGUAUUGGCAGGAUGAGGCAGAGGAUUCGCGUGAUCGGCUGCGAAUUCUCACGGAGUUGGUUGAGGCGUGGCCGCACGAGGGUUUGAAUGGGUUUGGAGCUGGUCUCUGA
Penicillium cataractarum is the source of this 1959-nucleotide messenger RNA. RefSeq lists its product as uncharacterized. The record is from RefSeq and is a predicted model, not a curated record. Gene Ontology annotation, molecular function: zinc ion binding; DNA-binding transcription factor activity, RNA polymerase II-specific. The transcript is spliced from 5 exons. Bases 1 to 1959 code for a protein of 652 amino acids. Gene Ontology annotation, biological process: regulation of DNA-templated transcription. Lineage: Eukaryota; Fungi; Ascomycota; Eurotiomycetes; Eurotiales; Aspergillaceae.